Messenger RNA from Callorhinus ursinus (northern fur seal), 8392 nucleotides. RefSeq names its product talin 1 (gene TLN1). The record is from RefSeq and is a predicted model, not a curated record. NCBI's taxonomy places the organism in Eukaryota, Metazoa, Chordata, Mammalia, Carnivora, Otariidae. Gene Ontology annotation, cellular component: ruffle; focal adhesion; cytoskeleton. Gene Ontology annotation, molecular function: actin filament binding; integrin binding; structural constituent of cytoskeleton. Gene Ontology annotation, biological process: cell-cell adhesion; actin cytoskeleton organization.
GGGAGGGGCCGCCGGUCUAAGGCCGGCUCUCGAGCAUCGAGAGCUGGGGCCAGAGCAGCUUCCUCCUGUCCCCGCAACCAUAGAGCGUGGGCCCAGGGCGCCGCCCGCGGGUGGGGGACGUUCCGGGGACGGAAGUGGCCGAGAGAGUGUCGAAGGGAGGGCGAGGCCGGAGCCCGAUUGCCACCGGGAGAACGAGCGGGUUAGCGGGCCGGCGGGCGGGGCACGAGCCGGGCAGCGCAGGUCGAGCCAGGCUGGAGAGGAGAAGCUGCCACCAUGGUUGCACUUUCACUGAAGAUCAGCAUUGGGAAUGUGGUGAAGACGAUGCAGUUCGAGCCAUCCACCAUGGUGUAUGAUGCCUGUCGCAUCAUUCGUGAACGCAUCCCAGAGGCCCUGGCUGGCCCUCCCAGCGACUUUGGGCUGUUCCUGUCAGAUGAUGACCCCAAAAAAGGGAUAUGGCUGGAGGCUGGGAAAGCUUUGGAUUAUUACAUGCUCCGAAAUGGGGAAGUAAUACCUCUAGCUUCAAGUGGGCCCCUCCUGCUAUUCCUGCCUGAACAGGACACCAUGGAAUACAGGAAGAAACAGAGGCCCCUGAAAAUCCGUAUGCUCGAUGGAACUGUGAAGACUAUCAUGGUGGAUGACUCUAAGACUGUCACCGACAUGCUCAUGACCAUCUGUGCCCGCAUUGGCAUCACCAACCAUGAUGAAUAUUCACUGGUUCGAGAGCUGAUGGAAGAGAAGAAGGAGGAGGUGACAGGGACCUUACGAAAGGACAAGACACUGCUGCGAGAUGAAAAGAAGAUGGAAAAACUAAAGCAGAAGUUGCACACGGAUGAUGAGUUGAACUGGCUGGACCAUGGCCGCACGCUGAGGGAACAGGGAGUGGAGGAGCAUGAGACGCUUCUGCUGCGGAGGAAGUUCUUCUACUCAGACCAGAAUGUGGACUCCCGGGACCCCGUACAGCUGAACCUUCUUUAUGUGCAGGCACGAGAUGACAUCCUCAAUGGCUCCCACCCUGUCUCCUUUGACAAGGCCUGUGAGUUUGCUGGCUUCCAGUGCCAGAUCCAGUUUGGGCCCCACAAUGAGCAGAAGCACAAGGCUGGCUUCCUCGACCUGAAGGACUUCCUGCCCAAGGAGUAUGUGAAGCAGAAGGGAGAGCGUAAGAUCUUCCAGGCACACAGGAAUUGUGGGCAGAUGAGUGAGAUCGAGGCCAAGGCGCGCUACGUGAAGCUAGCCCGUUCCCUCAAGACAUAUGGCGUCUCCUUCUUUCUGGUUAAGGAAAAGAUGAAAGGAAAGAACAAGCUGGUGCCCAGGCUUCUGGGCAUCACUAAGGAGUGUGUCAUGCGAGUGGACGAGAAGACCAAAGAGGUGAUCCAGGAGUGGAGCCUCACCAACAUCAAACGCUGGGCUGCCUCUCCCAAGAGCUUCACCCUGGAUUUCGGGGACUACCAAGAUGGCUACUACUCAGUACAGACGACGGAAGGGGAGCAGAUCGCCCAGCUCAUCGCCGGCUACAUUGAUAUCAUCCUUAAAAAGAAAAAAAGCAAGGAUCACUUUGGGCUGGAGGGAGACGAGGAGUCUACUAUGCUGGAGGACUCAGUGUCCCCCAAAAAGUCGACAGUCCUGCAGCAGCAGUAUAACCGGGUGGGCAAAGUGGAGCACGGCUCUGUGGCCCUGCCCGCUAUCAUGCGCUCCGGAGCCUCUGGUCCUGAGAAUUUCCAGGUGGGCAGCAUGCCACCGGCCCAGCAGCAGAUUACCAGUGGCCAGAUGCACCGAGGACACAUGCCCCCUUUGACAUCAGCCCAGCAGGCACUCACUGGGACCAUUAACUCCAGCAUGCAGGCUGUGCAAGCUGCCCAGGCCACUCUGGAUGACUUUGACACUCUGCCCCCCCUGGGCCAGGAUGCCGCCUCUAAGGCCUGGCGUAAAAACAAGAUGGAUGAAUCAAAGCAUGAGAUCCACUCCCAGGUCGAUGCCAUCACAGCCGGUACCGCCUCCGUGGUGAACCUGACAGCAGGGGACCCCGCGGAGACAGACUAUACAGCAGUGGGCUGUGCGGUCACCACCAUCUCCUCCAACCUCACGGAGAUGUCCCGCGGCGUGAAGCUGCUCGCUGCCCUGCUGGAGGACGAAGGCGGCAGCGGCCGGCCCCUGCUGCAGGCCGCCAAGGGCCUCGCCGGGGCAGUGUCGGAGCUGCUGCGCAGUGCCCAACCAGCCAGUGCUGAGCCCCGUCAGAACCUGCUGCAAGCGGCUGGGAAUGUGGGCCAGGCCAGUGGGGAGCUGUUGCAGCAAAUUGGGGAAAGUGAUACUGACCCCCACUUCCAGGACGUACUAAUGCAGCUAGCCAAGGCUGUGGCAAGUGCUGCAGCUGCCUUGGUCCUCAAGGCCAAGAGUGUGGCCCAGCGGACAGAGGACUCGGGGCUUCAGACCCAGGUCAUUGCUGCAGCAACACAGUGUGCCUUGUCCACCUCCCAGCUGGUGGCCUGUACCAAGGUGGUGGCGCCUACGAUCAGCUCACCUGUCUGCCAAGAGCAGCUGGUGGAGGCCGGACGCCUGGUGGCCAGAGCCGUGGAGGGCUGUGUGUCCGCCUCCCAGGCAGCCACAGAGGAUGGGCAGCUGCUGCGGGGGGUCGGGGCAGCGGCCACGGCUGUCACCCAGGCCCUGAAUGAGCUGCUGCAGCACGUGAAGGCCCACGCCACGGGCGCUGGGCCUGCUGGCCGUUAUGACCAGGCCACUGACACCAUCCUCACUGUCACUGAGAACAUCUUCAGUUCCAUGGGUGAUGCUGGUGAGAUGGUACGACAGGCCCGCAUCCUAGCCCAAGCCACCUCUGACCUGGUCAAUGCCAUCAAGGCUGAUGCCGAGGGGGAGAGUGAUCUGGAGAAUUCUCGCAAGCUAUUAAGCGCCGCUAAGAUCCUGGCUGAUGCCACAGCCAAGAUGGUGGAGGCUGCCAAGGGGGCGGCCGCCCACCCUGACAGUGAGGAGCAGCAGCAGCGGCUGCGUGAGGCGGCCGAGGGUCUGCGCAUGGCGACCAAUGCGGCUGCGCAGAAUGCCAUCAAGAAGAAGCUGGUGCAGCGCCUGGAGCACGCAGCCAAACAGGCUGCGGCCUCAGCCACACAGACCAUCGCCGCAGCCCAGCAUGCAGCCUCCACCCCCAAGGCCUCUGCCGGCCCCCAGCCGCUGCUGGUGCAGAGCUGCAAGGCUGUGGCCGAACAAAUUCCACUGCUGGUGCAGGGCGUCCGAGGGAGCCAGGCUCAGCCGGACAGUCCCAGUGCUCAGCUGGCCCUCAUUGCCGCAAGCCAGAGCUUCCUGCAGCCAGGUGGGAAGAUGGUGGCUGCUGCAAAGGCAUCCGUGCCAACAAUUCAGGACCAGGCUUCGGCCAUGCAGCUGAGUCAGUGUGCUAAAAACCUUGGUACUGCAUUGGCCGAACUUCGUACCGCUGCCCAGAAGGCUCAGGAAGCGUGUGGGCCUUUGGAGAUGGAUUCUGCACUGAGUGUGGUACAGAAUCUAGAGAGAGACCUGCAGGAAGUGAAGGCAGCCGCUCGAGAUGGCAAGCUUAAACCCUUACCUGGGGAGACUAUGGAGAAAUGUGCCCAGGACCUGGGUAACAGCACCAAAGCAGUGAGCUCCGCCAUUGCCCAGCUGCUGGGGGAGGUUGCCCAGGGCAAUGAGAAUUACGCAGGGAUCGCAGCUCGGGAUGUGGCAGGUGGGCUGCGGUCACUGGCCCAGGCUGCUCGGGGUGUAGCUGCCCUGACGUCAGAUCCUGCAGUGCAGGCCAUUGUGCUUGACACAGCCAGCGACGUUCUGGACAAAGCCAGCAGCCUCAUUGAGGAAGCAAAAAAGGCAGCUGGCCAUCCGGGGGACCCUGAGAGCCAGCAGCGGCUUGCCCAGGUGGCUAAAGCAGUGACCCAGGCCCUGAACCGCUGUGUCAGCUGCCUGCCUGGCCAGCGAGAUGUGGACAAUGCCCUGCGAGCAGUGGGAGACGCCAGCAAGCGACUCCUGAGUGACUCGCUUCCCCCCAGCACCGGGACAUUUCAAGAAGCUCAGAGCCGGUUGAAUGAGGCUGCUGCUGGGCUGAAUCAGGCAGCCACAGAACUGGUACAGGCUUCUCGGGGAACCCCCCAGGACCUGGCUCGAGCCUCAGGUCGAUUUGGACAGGACUUCAGCACCUUCCUGGAAGCUGGUGUGGAGAUGGCAGGACAGGCCCCGAGCCAGGAGGACCGGGCCCAGGUCGUGUCCAACUUGAAGGGCAUCUCUAUGUCUUCGAGCAAACUCCUCCUGGCUGCCAAGGCCCUGUCCACAGACCCUGCUGCCCCCAACCUCAAGAGUCAGCUGGCUGCAGCUGCCCGGGCGGUGACCGACAGCAUCAACCAGCUCAUCACCAUGUGCACCCAGCAGGCGCCAGGCCAGAAAGAGUGUGACAAUGCCCUGCGGGAAUUGGAGACUGUCCGGGAACUCCUAGAGAACCCGGUCCAGCCCAUCAAUGACAUGUCCUACUUCGGCUGCCUAGACAGUGUGAUGGAGAACUCAAAGGUACUGGGUGAGGCCAUGACUGGCAUCUCCCAAAACGCCAAGAACGGGAACCUGCCUGAGUUCGGGGAGGCCAUCGCCACAGCCUCCAAGGCCCUCUGUGGCUUCACUGAGGCAGCCGCACAGGCUGCAUAUCUGGUGGGGGUCUCUGAUCCCAACAGCCAAGCUGGGCAGCAAGGACUGGUGGAGCCCACGCAGUUUGCCCGUGCAAACCAGGCAAUUCAGAUGGCCUGUCAGAGUUUGGGGGAGCCUGGCUGUACGCAGGCCCAGGUGCUCUCUGCAGCCACCAUUGUGGCCAAGCACACCUCUGCACUGUGUAACAGCUGCCGCCUGGCCUCUGCUCGCACGGCCAAUCCUACCGCCAAGCGCCAGUUCGUACAGUCAGCCAAGGAGGUGGCCAACAGCACAGCCAAUCUUGUCAAGACUAUCAAGGCACUUGACGGAGCUUUCACAGAAGAGAACCGUGCCCAGUGCCGAGCAGCAACGGCCCCUCUGCUGGAGGCCGUGGACAAUCUGAGUGCCUUUGCAUCCAACCCUGAGUUCGCCAGCAUUCCUGCCCAGAUCAGCCCUGAGGGCCGGGCUGCCAUGGAGCCCAUUGUGGUCUCUGCCAAGACAAUGUUGGAGAGUGCCGGGGGACUCAUCCAGACAGCCCGGGCCCUAGCAGUCAAUCCCCGGGACCCCCCGCGCUGGUCGGUGCUGGCUGGGCACUCCCGGACUGUCUCAGACUCCAUCAAGAAGCUCAUUACAAGCAUGAGGGACAAGGCUCCAGGGCAGCUGGAGUGCGAGGCGGCAAUUGCAGCUCUGAACAGCUGUCUGCGGGACCUAGACCAGGCUUCCCUUGCUGCUGUCAGCCAACAGCUUGCUCCUCGGGAGGGAAUCUCUCAAGAGGCCUUGCACACUCAGAUGCUCACUGCAGUGCAGGAGAUCUCCCACCUUAUCGAGCCGCUGGCCAGUGCUGCAAGGGCUGAAGCCUCCCAGCUGGGACACAAGGUGUCCCAGAUGGCCCAGUACUUUGAGCCACUCACCCUGGCUGCGGUGGGUGCUGCCUCCAAGACCCUGAGCCACCCGCAGCAGAUGGCGCUCCUGGACCAGACUAAAACCUUGGCAGAGUCUGCCUUGCAGUUGCUGUACACAGCCAAGGAGGCUGGCGGGAACCCCAAGCAAGCGGCUCACACCCAGGAGGCCCUGGAGGAGGCUGUGCAGAUGAUGACAGAGGCCGUAGAGGACCUGACGACAACCCUCAACGAGGCAGCCAGUGCCGCUGGGGUUGUUGGCGGCAUGGUGGACUCCAUCACCCAGGCCAUCAACCAGCUAGAUGAAGGACCAAUGGGUGAACCAGAAGGUUCUUUUGUGGAUUACCAGACAACUAUGGUGCGGACAGCCAAGGCCAUUGCUGUCACUGUUCAAGAGAUGGUAACCAAGUCAAACACCAGCCCUGAGGAGCUAGGCCCUCUUGCUAACCAGCUGACCAGUGACUAUGGCCGCCUGGCCUCCCAGGCCAAGCCUGCAGCUGUGGCUGCUGAGAAUGAAGAGAUAGGUGCCCACAUCAAGCACCGCGUGCAGGAGCUGGGACACGGCUGUGCCGCUCUGGUCACCAAGGCGGGCGCCCUGCAGUGCAGCCCCAGCGACGCCUACACCAAGAAGGAGCUCAUAGAGUGUGCCCGGAGAGUCUCUGAGAAGGUCUCGCACGUGCUGGCCGCGCUCCAGGCGGGGAAUCGUGGCACUCAGGCCUGCAUCACGGCCGCCAGCGCCGUGUCCGGCAUCAUUGCCGACCUCGACACCACCAUCAUGUUCGCCACCGCCGGCACCCUCAAUCGCGAGGGGGCCGAGACUUUCGCCGACCACCGGGAGGGCAUUCUGAAGACCGCAAAGGUACUGGUGGAAGACACCAAGGUCCUGGUGCAGAACGCGGCCGGGAGCCAGGAGAAGCUAGCCCAGGCUGCCCAGUCCUCUGUGGCCACCAUCACCCGCCUCGCUGAUGUCGUCAAGCUGGGUGCAGCCAGCCUGGGAGCCGAGGACCCUGAGACACAGGUAGUGCUGAUCAACGCAGUGAAAGACGUGGCCAAAGCCCUGGGAGACCUCAUCAGUGCCACGAAGGCCGCAGCUGGCAAAGUCGGGGACGACCCUGCUGUGUGGCAGCUCAAGAACUCUGCCAAGGUGAUGGUGACCAAUGUGACGUCGUUGCUCAAGACCGUGAAAGCCGUGGAAGAUGAGGCCACCAAAGGCACACGGGCCCUGGAGGCAACCACGGAACACAUACGGCAGGAGCUGGCGGUCUUCUGUUCCCCAGAGCCACCUGCCAAGACCUCCACCCCGGAAGAUUUUAUUCGCAUGACCAAGGGUAUCACCAUGGCAACAGCCAAGGCUGUUGCCGCUGGCAACUCCUGUCGCCAGGAGGAUGUCAUUGCCACGGCUAAUCUGAGUCGUCGUGCUAUUGCAGACAUGCUUCGGGCUUGCAAGGAAGCAGCUUACCACCCAGAAGUGGCCCCUGAUGUGCGGCUUCGGGCCCUGCACUAUGGCCGGGAGUGUGCCAACGGCUACCUGGAGCUGCUGGACCACGUGCUGCUGACCCUGCAGAAGCCAAGCCCAGAACUGAAGCAGCAGUUGACGGGACACUCAAAGCGUGUGGCUGGUUCGGUCACUGAGCUCAUCCAAGCUGCUGAGGCCAUGAAGGGAACAGAAUGGGUGGACCCAGAGGACCCCACAGUCAUUGCUGAGAACGAGCUCCUGGGGGCUGCGGCCGCCAUUGAGGCUGCAGCCAAAAAGCUGGAGCAGCUGAAGCCUCGGGCCAAACCCAAGGAGGCGGAUGAGUCCCUAAACUUUGAGGAGCAGAUCCUGGAAGCUGCCAAGUCCAUCGCAGCAGCCACCAGCGCCCUGGUAAAGGCGGCGUCAGCGGCCCAGAGGGAACUGGUGGCCCAGGGGAAGGUGGGCGCCAUUCCUGCCAAUGCACUGGAUGACGGGCAGUGGUCCCAGGGCCUCAUUUCUGCUGCCCGGAUGGUGGCUGCGGCCACCAACAAUUUGUGUGAAGCCGCCAAUGCCGCUGUACAAGGCCACGCCAGCCAGGAGAAGCUCAUCUCAUCAGCCAAGCAGGUGGCCGCCUCCACAGCCCAGCUCCUCGUGGCCUGCAAGGUCAAGGCUGACCAGGACUCUGAGGCGAUGAAACGACUUCAGGCUGCCGGCAACGCGGUGAAGCGAGCCUCCGACAACCUGGUGAAGGCGGCUCAGAAGGCCGCCGCCUUUGAAGACCAAGAAAACGAAACAGUGGUGGUGAAGGAGAAGAUGGUCGGGGGCAUCGCCCAGAUCAUUGCCGCACAGGAAGAGAUGCUUCGGAAGGAGCGCGAGCUGGAAGAGGCGCGGAAGAAGCUGGCCCAGAUUCGGCAACAACAGUACAAGUUCCUGCCUUCAGAGCUUCGGGAUGAGCACUAGGGCAGCCGCUGCUAUUUAAUGCAGCCCCGGCGCAGAGACUGUGCGGGCCACUACCAAAGCCUUCUGGGGGUCGGCCCGGCCCGCCCCACCCCAGCACUCCCCAAAGUGCCUGCCAAACCCCGGGCCUGGUCCUGCCCGGUCCGGCUGCACACGCCCCGUCCCCUCCCUGCCUCCAAGUGCCUUCAUGCCCUAGGGCCCCCUAAGUGCCUGCCCCUCCCUAGAGUAUUCACGCUCUAAGAGUAGUAGUAACGCUGCAGCACCUCGGUCUGAACCUGAACCCGCCGGGGCUGCCGCCUGCUCCACCCUACCAGUCCCCACAGCCUUGGCUCUACUCCUUCUCUGAUGCUGUCUCUACCCCCACCCCCAGCUACCUGUGGGGGCCACGGGGUUGUCAGCCCCAAACAGGUCAUGCUCCCAAUAAAGGUGAUUCUGCCUGCGA